Phragmites australis (common reed) is the source of this 408-nucleotide messenger RNA. RefSeq lists its product as uncharacterized. The record is from RefSeq and is a predicted model, not a curated record. NCBI's taxonomy places the organism in Eukaryota, Viridiplantae, Streptophyta, Magnoliopsida, Poales, Poaceae. Bases 1 to 408 code for a protein of 135 amino acids. The transcript has a single exon.
AUGGCCGCUAACGACGAGGACCUAGCGUCGUCGUCCUUGGUGCCAGCUCCUGACGAUGAAUACAGCGAUUGUGACCUCUUGAAGGUGGAGGUGGAGGACGAGUAUGAGAAGGAGAAAGCGAUUGCCAACAACGAGACGAUCGCUCAUACCGUCCAUGAGGCGGAACUCAUCAGCGAAGUUGAGGGAACAGUGGAGGCCAUCAUCAGUGAUAAGGCCAUCGCACACCUCUUGACAGAGGAGGUGGAGAUGAGCGGCGACUCUGACACCGACGACGGCGAGGAGGAGAAGGAUGAGGAGAUGGGUGAUGACUCUAACACCGACAAGGAGGAGGAGGAGGAGAUGGGCGGCGACUCUAAUAUGAUCGAUGAUGACGAGGAGAAGGAGGACGAGGAGAUGGACGAAUCAUAG